This is a messenger RNA of Chenopodium quinoa (quinoa), 3056 nucleotides long. Its product is annotated as putative pentatricopeptide repeat-containing protein At1g68930. Gene Ontology annotation, molecular function: zinc ion binding; protein binding; RNA binding. The record is from RefSeq and is a predicted model, not a curated record. Lineage: Eukaryota; Viridiplantae; Streptophyta; Magnoliopsida; Caryophyllales; Amaranthaceae. Gene Ontology annotation, biological process: RNA modification.
UCUGAGAUAACUUUUGAUAAACACUACUUUACAAACUACACUAGAUUAUUACUUGCAUUAUUUUGAAUCACAAGUAAAAAUAUUGGAAGAUUUUUCAAAAAUCGUUACCGAAUAUGCCCUUAAUAUCCGCCCUUAGUGACAAUAUUAUUUAUAGCUUUAAGCCCUUUUCUUUACUUGAAACAAAUUUUCCCACAAAAUUCACAAAUCCAUAAAUAUAAAAAUACAAAUAUGAAAACCAAAUAAUAUCUCCCCGCCACAUUUAACGGUCAAAAUACAAUGUCAACAACCUCAAACUACUACUCCUCAAUCCUCAAAAAAUGUUGCGAAACUCUAAACUUUAAACUUGUAAAAAAGCUUCAUUGCUUCAUCAUCAACCCAGAUACUUUUCUAUCAAACACUCUUAUCAGCACAUACAAUCACUUCGGAAAUUUGGUUUAUGCACGCCAUGUGUUCGAUCAAAUGCCAAAACCAAACCCCUUUUCUUGGAACAUUCUAUUGUCAGCUUAUUCCAAGGCGGGCCGUCUGGUCGAAAUUCUGGAUUUCUUUCAUUCUAUUCCAAUUAAAGAUGGUAUUAUAUGGAAUGCGUUUAUUUCAGGGUAUGCUAAUUGUGGGAAAUAUAAUAGUGCUGUGAUGGGUUACAGGACUAUGUUAGAGAAGGGUACUAUGAACUUAAAUAGGAUAACGUUUUCAACGAUGCUUAUAUUGUCGUUGAAUAUGGAUUGUGUUGAUUUGGGUAGGCAGCUUCAUGGGCAAAUUGUAAAGUGUGGGUUUCUUUCUUAUAUGUUUGUGGCUAAUCCGUUGGUUGAUAUGUAUUCCAAGUUGGGAUUUGUUCGUGAUGCACAACGGGUUUUUGAGGAGGCACCUGAGAGGAAUUUGGUGAUGUAUAAUACUAUGAUUGCAGGGCUUUCGCGUCUUGGGAUGUUUGAUGAGUCGUGGUGUUUGUUGCAUAGUAUGCCAUAUAAAGAUUCGAUUACAUGGACAACUAUGAUUACAGGACUUACCCAGAAUGGUUUUGAUAGGGCAGCUGUUGUUCUGAUGAGAAAGAUGCGAGAGGAAGGUUUUGCCAUGGACCAGUUUACUUUUGGAAGUGUCUUAGCUGCUUGUGGGAGAAUGGGAUUCUUGAAAGAAGGGAAAGAACUUCAUACUUAUAUAAUACGAACAGGAUAUCAAGGGAACGUAUUUGCUGGCAGUGCUCUCAUUGACAUGUAUUGCAAGUGUAAUUGCAUACAGUAUGCAAGGGCAGUAUUCGAGAGAAUGACCCACAAGAAUACUGUCUCAUGGACUGCAAUGCUAGUGGGUUAUAAUCAGAGUGGACUGUCUGAGGAAGCUAUUAAAACUUUCCUCGAGAUGCAAAAGAAUUCAAUUGAACCGGAUGACAUUACAUUAGGAAGUGUUGUUAGUUCGUGUGCUGAUUUAUCUUGUUUGGAAGAGGGUGUUCAAUUUCAUAAUCAAGCUUUAUUGUCUGGUUUAAUAUCCUUUGUUGCUGUUUCUAACGCACUCAUUACCUUGUACGGAAGAUGUGGAAGUAUUGAAGAUUCCUUAAAGUUGUUCAACGAGAUGAAUGUCAGGGAUGAAAUCACCUGGACUGCAUUAAUUUCUGGAUAUGCUCAAUUUGGAAAGGCCCGUGAAACAAUGCAUUUAUUUGAGGAAAUGCUUUCUCAUGGACUUAAGCCUGAUGAAGCUACUUUUGUCGGUGUUCUUUCAGCAUGUAGCAGAGCAGGUCUAGUAGAAGAAGGAAAACAGUAUUUUGACUUGAUGGUGAAAAAACAUGGUGUAGCUGCAACUCCUGAUCACUAUACUUGCAUGAUUGAUCUUUUCAGUCGUGCUGGGAGGUUAGAAGAAGCCAAGAGUUUUAUUUCUGAGAUGCCUUACAUCCCUGAUGCAAUUGCUUGGGGUACAGUCCUGAGUUCAUGUAGAGUCUAUGGGAACAUGGAAAUCGCAAAUUGGGCUGCCGAUUCUCUAUUUGAACUAGACCCUCAACACCCUGCAGGUUAUGUCUUGCUUUCCAGCCUAUAUGCUGCUGAAGGGAAAUGGGAACAUGUAGCUCAGUUGAGGAAGGGAAUGAGAGAUAGAGGCAUAAGGAAAGAGCCUGGUUAUAGUUGGAUUAAGUUUAAGAAUAAAGUACAUGUAUUCUCUGCUGACGAUCAGUCCAGCCCGUAUUUGGACCAGAUAUAUGCUGAGAUGGAAAAGUUGAACCUGAAGAUGAUUGAGGAAGGUUAUAAACCUGAUUUGAGCUCUGUUCUUCAUGAUGUUGAGGAUUCCGAAAAGAUGCGAAUACUGAAGCAUCACAGUGAGAGACUUGCAAUUGUUUUCGGCAUGAUGUUUGUACCGCCUGGCCUCCCCAUUAGAGUGGUUAAGAAUCUUAGGGUUUGUGGUGAUUGCCACACUGCAACAAAGUUCAUAUCUAAAAUUACACAGAGAGAAAUACUUGUAAGAGAUUCUGUCCGCUUUCAUUUAUUCAAGAAUGGAACUUGUUCGUGUGGAGAUUUUUGGUGAACUCUGUUAUCAAGUAUGAUAAUGAGGAUAUUGAGCGCUUUACUUGGUUUCUUACAUCUUUAUUGUGAAGUCUUUGCACCUGUGGGGACAGUGCAAUGAGGAAAAGGUUAUAUGAACAGCCUAGUUCAGGUAACAGUCGAAGCAUUUGCUCAUGUAAAUGCAGUUUUCUUGAGGCUAAAACAAUAGAGGAAUGCUUGGGGCUUGUCAGAGAUGCAUGACUCUGAUUGCUUCCAUUCAGAGUGGUUUCACAAUUAGAGUUUGAGAUUUGCUUUCAGCUACGCUGUUACUCAUGAGUCUGCUCGCUGAACUGGGAUACAACCCUGAAUAAGGACUGCAAACAUCAGUGGACAAGUGAGCCUUUAUCCUUGUUUGUAAUUUCAGGUCAAUUUUAUUUCAUGUUUCCAUAGGUACUUCUCUAGCGUAUGCACAUAGGUAGAACAUCAUUGGACUUUCAUACUUCAUAAUAGUGUUUACAAAAGUACACUUUAUAGCUUCAUUAAUACCCUGUUCUAUGAAGGUUACCAACACACAUUGUUUUGGCACUGAGAUUACUGACAUGA